Molecule: messenger RNA, 812 nt
Organism: Schistocerca piceifrons (Central American locust)
Lineage: Eukaryota; Metazoa; Arthropoda; Insecta; Orthoptera; Acrididae
Product: speckle-type POZ protein-like
Exons: 4
Coding region: 114-812 (232 amino acids)
Biological process (GO): regulation of proteolysis; proteasome-mediated ubiquitin-dependent protein catabolic process
Cellular component (GO): cytoplasm
Molecular function (GO): ubiquitin protein ligase binding
Source: RefSeq, a predicted model, not a curated record
GCACUGGCUGCCGCGGCGCCCGACGUGUCUGGGUGUUCAGCAGACUGCAAGUUCGGUGAAGUUGUUUUGAGGGAAAAGUUUUUUACUUGGCCCGACACCUACGACCUUCCGUGAUGUUCCGCAGAAACGCUUGUUGGUUCAUCCGCAUUUUUGUGGCGGUGGUCAUAUGUAGUGGCUAUAGUCGCCCAGAUUCCGUUACAGAAUCGCUGACAGUGGGACUCGUUCAGGAGGCUGAGGAGGCCACGGCCGUGGAUCUCGGAGCCCUGCUGGACGCCGGGGACGACGCUGUGGUGACUCUGCUGGCUGGGGACAUGCGUCUUGUGGCUCAUAGGGCUGUCUUGGCCGCCAGGAGUCCCGUGUUUGCGGACAUGUUCCGUCGCGUCACUGUAGAGGGCAGCAGCAGCCAGCUCGCACUCUCGGACACAGAGGGUCCUGUGCUGCGCCAGGUGCUGGCAUACCUGUACACCCUGCAGGUGCCCCAGCUGCCCAGCAUGGCCCCAAAGCUGCUGGUCGCCGCCGACGUAUACGGCCUGUCGGUACUGAAGGCGCACUGUGAGCAACAGGUGGUCGCCCAGCUGUCUGUCGAGACUGCGGCAGCUGCAGGUGUUAUCGCGAUUAGGCAUUCCGCCAAUAGGCUGAAGCAGGCCGCCGUCGCCUUCAUAAAGGCCCACUUGCUCCAUGUGAUGGCGACGCAGGGCUGGGCUGAGGCUGUAGUCAACGACCCACAAACUGUUGUGGAGUUGGUUCACCUGAUUGCAGAGAGACCGACAGACACCAGGAAUCUUUCCGGAGAAGAGAAGGGCGGCAGCUAA